Akanthomyces muscarius is the source of this 1578-nucleotide messenger RNA. RefSeq lists its product as uncharacterized. The transcript has a single exon. The coding region runs from base 1 to 1578 and encodes 525 amino acids. The record is from RefSeq and is a predicted model, not a curated record. NCBI's taxonomy places the organism in Eukaryota, Fungi, Ascomycota, Sordariomycetes, Hypocreales, Cordycipitaceae.
AUGACACAGCUGGUCGCGAGUCCAUUUUCGGUUUCCAGAAAGCUGACCUCGAUACUUUUCAUCUCUGGACUCCUUGCCUACACCAUUCUCUUUUUCCAGGCAUGGAGUUUGGACAUUGACUUUUCGCACCUCUUUGCGAGCCAGCACGGCGGAAACUCGAGCGAGCUGAGCUUUGCGACAGACAACUAUCUCGCCGAACUCAUUCGCAAGCACGACCUUUCACCACAGGUUGAGUGGGCAGCGUGGAGCAUCCAAUCGACGCAGAGCCAGGAGAAAUGGAAGUCCGUUACGCGCCUGUCUCGUAGUUUUCAGCCGCGAGAACCAAGACUAUUCGACUCGCGCAGCAGCAGCGACCGUAGCUCGCCGGCACCCGCGUUCGAGACGCUGGCGCUGCCAUCGCCACAGGGCUGGCGCCCUGGCCAGUUUGAUGCCUCGCGGUAUUUGUUUGGUGUUUCCACUACAUAUGAGCGACUGAUGGAGGAUGACCGCGCCAUGCUCAAAAACUGGCAGUGGUGGCUAACGGACGGCCGGGAGGAUGGAAAUGGCGCGCACUUGGUGAUCAUGCUGGACAGGGCCGACGACGAGCAGAUAGAAGAAGCUGAGAGUGCGCUGGAGGCGCUGGCCAUUCCGGCCAUGGUGUACAAUUCCGGCGACGCGCUGUCCACCGCAACGCGAUAUGCGCAGCUUGCCGGGGAGCUACAUACCUAUGGACUGGCCCUGUUGGCCGUGGGAAUUGCGAAAACGUGGUUUGUCUUGAUUGACGAUGCCAUAUUCUUUCCCAGUCUGUCGUAUCUAGACGAGAAGCUGGACGCAUACGACUCGCAAGACAGCGUAUACAUUGGCGUGCCGAGCGAGCAGGAGGACUGGGCGGCGCGGGAUGGCAAGCUGUCAACCAGCGGUGGCGGCGUGGUUAUCCUCUCCAACGACGCUCUCGGUCGCUAUCUGUCCCUCGAGUGCGCUGAUAUGAACGAGGCAAGCGACUCGUCUAUCCACGCGCUCCGUUGGACGGCCCUCCUGCAUGCGUGCAUGACCACGCGCGGCGAGCUACCCAUGCACGUCAUUCCCGGCCUCUAUUCGCCCACUGCUGACUCGUCAGAGUCCUCCUGGCUCGAUGACCUCGAAAUCGGUGCUCGCCCCAUCGCCUUGCGAAGCCACGGGCCAGGCCGCCUGGACCUCGCCCGCGCCUACCUCGUUGCCGACGAGUGCGGCGAGGCGUGCUUUGCACAGCGUUUCCUGUUCCGCGACAGCUGGGUGCUCGUCAACGGCGUGUCCAUCAGUCAGUACCAGCGCCCGAUCAGGAUCCAGGGCGGGCGGCAGCGCCAGGAUAGGGCGAGGCGGGAGCUGCUCAGCGCGCAGCUGCAGCUCAACGAUGCCGGCGGCGCCGGUAGAGUGCAUCUCACGGGCGGCGGCGCGCGGAACGUGUGGAAGCUGCUGGAUUCAUCGGCGGAUAAGGAUGGGACUGUGUGGCAGGCGUAUGUGAAGAAGAACACGCGCAAGAAGCGAGUCUCGGAGGCAGAGAAGCAAGAGCAGCUGGACUCGGUCAUUAUUCUGAUAUGGAACGAGGGCAAGCGACAGUGA